AAGCGGAGAACUUUCUGUCUGCAUCCCUAGAGGGGCAUAGUAGUUGUAGUAGAGCGAGUAGCACUCGGUGCGUGUUGUGGCCACGCUACGGGACGGGGGAGAGAGAAGUGCUUUGUUGCUGGUCGUAGUACCAGAUCUACUACUAUUUCUAGUUCAAGCAGUAGAAGGCCAGCGGACGUUUUCUAGUGUUGUUUUUUAUGUCUCGUUUUUCUUAGUAGUGAAUUCUUGGACUAUAUUCUCCGGUGUUUUCCAAAGUAUUGACAACAAGAAGUGCAUGUGGAUAUCUACACCAUUUAUAAUAGGAACAGUGCAUGUAAAUCAAGUCCGCUCUGCAUUUUCAGGUGGAUCCAUGGUCUACGUCACCUUUCACAUUAAAACCAUGACUUUUCUUAUCUGCUAGGUAUAGGUACGAAUUAUUUCUCUGAAGAAAAAAAAUCAUACGUUAGCCCACAGCAGGAAGAAAACCCCCCACAACAAAACGUUUGGAUUUUAAACUUGAAUUCUGAAUAAGGAACAGGAUCUGAUCGAGAGGAUUGUUCACUUCACUUUGAAUUGGAUAGUUGUUACUAUUGUCUGCUGUGCUGAGUCAUCAUAACCCGUGCGAUUGGCUUCUCGGAUUGGAUUAGGAUUACCACAGGUGUGGGAUAUAACAACUGACCUAUGGGUGAUCGGAUUAUCGUCGUCUCAGAGGCCAGUGACGCCAGGUGACUGACGGGAUGGAGAGAGCCCGACCCUCUCGCUCAAGCAUCCCAACGUUCGUGAGGUCAAAAGGUAGAGUCCAUUCACCUAGCCAGGACAAGAACAACGGUAGUGGGGGAUACCACUCUCCUGCGAGGGGUGAUAGAGGUGAUGGUAGUGGUGGAGGAGGAGGUGGAGGUGGCAGCUUUCAUCAGUCGUCCAGUCGGCACGAAUAUGCUGUACCUCAUUCGCCUAGUAGAAAGGAAAAAGGAAGCGGUAACCAAGGACGCCAUUCAUCACCACGCCCACAGCGAUAUGCCGGGCACCACCAUCAGGCAACUAACGGACAUACGGAGUUUAGAGAGGACAGGUCGCUUUGCAGCAGGUCACGUGGUACACCGGAAAGAGGGCGGUCCAGUGAGGGUUCUGGUUCGGCUCGCAACGGUCAUCACGUCGCGAUGUCUUCCACUGCUCAGCAUCACCAGGUUCCGAAACACAGGUCGUCGUCAGGGGGAAGAUACCACGCCAACGUAGCUCAGGUCAAACGGAACGACAUGUGCAGCAGGGCUUUUCAGGAAGAGCCCCUGGAACGCAGUGUGAUCGGUUGUGAAUCAGCGCCGGAAACAACAGAUCCCGUCUUCUCUGAGAAUGCUGCAAAUCCCACCUCGGACUUUGAUGACCAGAGCAACGGACAGACGGGGGGAGUCAAAGCUGACCACUACGGCUUCACCGCAAUGCAGGGAGUCAGCCACGUCCCUGGAACGGAUACAGCUGAUAACUUUAUCGAUUCUGAGACAAACAGAAAGGUUGGAAUUAUAUCUGGGUAUAGUCUGGAUGACAAUAUUGUUGACGAAUGCCAAAAUGGAGCUCACCCAGAAGAGGACGUCUUUGAGGACGACACCUUGAAGCAAGCCUUGCCUCAAGGAGAUUCUGGAGUUCAAAAUGAAAUGGCUUUGACUCAGAACCAGCAGGGAAAUUGCGUGCAAGCUCGUCAAGGUGGACCAUGUAGAUCGUCCCAGGUGUCAAAAGACGCCCCAGCCCAUGUCUCCAGUGGCGUGGAUUAUCCAAUCAGAGGCACCAUGUCUCCAUUGACCAACAAAGUGGCGGUGAAGAGGUCCAUCGGCCCUGUAGAUGAAGUGUCUUUCGUGUUCGGAAGACCUGCUUCUCCUAUGAUGAGUGGCGAGCAGGUGAUGCGAUGCAGCAGCCCUCAAAUGAAAAACCUCGGUCUCGCUCGAUGCAUGUCGCCGUCGACAGGCCGAUACGUCUCCGGAUAUUCGUCCCGGCCCAUGUCUCCCAGUAGUGACGUCCUGCCCGUGAGACGUGCCUUGUCCUCCGGAGGGCAGCCAGACCGUCGAGUGAUGUCCCCUCCGCCAGUUCUUGGAGUAGGCACUGCUGCCGAAGCGCGGAUACACCAGCAUGGGGGCAUCUGCUGCGAGCAUUGCAACAGUUGUCUUGUGGAGCUUAAACGACAGGCCUUGAGACUUAUGUUUCCGGAGAACGGCUCGGGACUUGCGCAGGUACGCCAAUCGGGCUGGAAAGCCGCCUCCUGGACCCUAUACGUCAUCUUCCUCAUCGUCGUUGUCGUCUGUACCCAUAGCUGCACAGGCCCAGGCUUACCUAGAGCAGAAUGUUCGAGCCUUCAUGAACCCGAAGAAGUAUUCACAGAUGAUAGCUGGCAGAGGUCCGGGUUCGUCUCCGAAUGAUGUCAUCUACGACACGCCCACAAGCCCCGCCCCUCUGUCGGACGUGAGCGAAACCGCCAGCAGCAGUAGCAGCACGCCCUCCUCUGGGGGACACCACUAUCAGCACAUCGGCAACAGCAGCAGCGGUAGCAGCAGCCAUCAACAUCACCUCAACCACCACCACCUCCUCCAACAGCAGCAGCAGCAGCAGCAGCAGCAGCAAUACCAUCACCAGCAGUGGCCCGGCCAGGCCCAGCCGAUGAGCGGGGGCCCCCUCAUCCACUACCAGCAACACCAGCACGUGCCUUUGAGGAGCUUGUCUUCCCCGAGCCCCGUUUCCAGCCCCACCUCACCGAUCCCGGUGCCUUCGGCGGCCGUCUCCUUUUUCGCUCGGUGAGUUCCGAAUUGUUCACGACAUACAUGGACUCACAGUGACAGACAUACUGAUAGGGAGGCUGGCAGACACUCACCACACUCAUACACAUACAUACACACAUACACACACGCGUACACACACGCAUGUUCACACAUUUGUACAUGCAUUGUGGUCAUUCACUUGCAGAAAAAGGGAGAGAGAGAGAGAG
This is a messenger RNA of Aplysia californica (California sea hare), 2944 nucleotides long. RefSeq lists its product as uncharacterized. Lineage: Eukaryota; Metazoa; Mollusca; Gastropoda; Aplysiida; Aplysiidae. The record is from RefSeq and is a predicted model, not a curated record.